CUUUUGAAAAAGCAGCUGAUGACGUGCAGCUGGAUCUGGAUGAGGAGGGGGCUCUGAACUUUCGUCAUUAGGGCUUUUUCUGUCUCAGGCUCCGGGAGUGUAACUUCAACAAGUCCACCGCUCGGACCGACUCCCCCGCUCCUCUUCCUCUGCUCUUCCUCUGCUCUUCCUCUGCUCCGUCUCUCUCUGCGCCACCGCCUCACACAAUAAAAAAUAAAACAAUUGGACGACUUUGGUGGAGGUUUGCUGAAGUUACAUCGAGCUGAUUUCCCGCGGCUGAGGAUCCAUAUACGUGUAGUGUAUACGUCUGAUCUCUGGUAACGAUGGGCGGAGUGUGCUGGUGUUAUUCGUGGACCUGCAGACUGUGGCCGCUUCUGAUUCUGGCGACUUUACCCAAAUGCGUGGUGCAAUACUCAGAGAGUCCGGCUGCUGUGGUGGGGAAGAUGUACCCAAGAGGCAACCACUGGGCAGUAGGUCACUUGAUGGGUAAGAAGAGCAUCGAGAUCCCGCCUGCUGACGUGCAGGGGACGAACCCCAACAGCGACCAGCUCUCAGAAACAGAGCUGGACCGAUUCGAGCCCCUGAUGGAGGCUCUGACACAGCAGAAGAACCAAAAGCAGAUGAGGCCCCAGACUGCAGACAGGCUGCUCCGACUGCACAGAGGCUGGAGAGAAGAGGACAGAGACAAGUAUCUUAGAGAGCUGUCAGACCUGUUUCUUCUGGCUUUGAAACUGCGAGGCAACGACUCCACCUGAGAGCGAGACGGAUUCUGUUUGUGAAGCAGUCACCACCACCUCGAAACACUGUAAUCACUUAUCCACACUGACAGGUUUUUUUUUUCUGCUGUCAGAAAAUGUUUGAAACUGGAAGUUUAUUUUAAUCAGUGAUUUCGUAUUUCUAAAUCAUGCAGCGGUUUGAGGGCAGACUGGCCUGAAGACUAUAUGUCACAUAACCCCCAAAAAAACUAAAAUAAAUUUAACGUUGUGAUAACUGCA
Molecule: messenger RNA, 995 nt
Organism: Platichthys flesus (European flounder)
Lineage: Eukaryota; Metazoa; Chordata; Actinopteri; Pleuronectiformes; Pleuronectidae
Gene: grp
Product: gastrin-releasing peptide
Exons: 3
Coding region: 324-755 (143 amino acids)
Biological process (GO): neuropeptide signaling pathway
Molecular function (GO): neuropeptide hormone activity
Source: RefSeq, a predicted model, not a curated record